Molecule: messenger RNA, 279 nt
Organism: Dictyostelium purpureum
Lineage: Eukaryota; Evosea; Eumycetozoa; Dictyosteliales; Dictyosteliaceae
Exons: 2
Coding region: 1-279 (92 amino acids)
Source: RefSeq, a predicted model, not a curated record
AUGUCAAUCUUAUCUGCUAUCUCUUCAUUCGGUAACGUCAGCUCAAGAUCAAAAAGAUCAAUUUUAGCAUUAGGCGGUGCAUCAGGUUUACAAGGUGCUAACAGCAGUGCUGGUGGUUGUGGUUGUGAAGGUGGUGCAACUGUUGGUGUUAAUGCUCCAGUUGGUGCUUUAUUAGGCAAUGUUGUUGGCACUGUUGGUAGUGUUGCUGGUCAAUUAGUUCCAGUCGUUGUUGGUACUGUUGGUUCAUUAUUAGGUGGUGGUAACUGUGGUUGCAACUAA